Spodoptera exigua (beet armyworm) is the source of this 536-nucleotide messenger RNA. NCBI's taxonomy places the organism in Eukaryota, Metazoa, Arthropoda, Insecta, Lepidoptera, Noctuidae. The record is from the annotation of a GenBank genome assembly.
CAAUAUCAAUGUCGAUUGUAAUACAAGAAAAUGCCAUUGUUUAGCAAUAAAUUCUCCCCCAAAACGAUUCCGGUAAGAAAACAAGACACUAACGUACUAAAAAGUGAACUCGGCAGUGAUUAUGCAUCGAAAGAAUUAUCUCUAGAUGUAGGUCCAUUGAAGUUAAAGUUGGGAGAUUUUGAAAUAUCUUUUGAAGAAGGUCAAUGGAUUCCAGCUUCAGGCAAAGCAGGUGCUGCUCACAAAGAAAAUAUUCGUCUCAAAAAUGAGUUAGAAAGACUUGAAGAGGAAAAUAACAUGUUAAGAUUGAAGUUUGAAAUAUUAUUGGACAUGAUGACUGACAAAACUGUCGAGGCUGAACAACAAGCCGAAAUGCAGAGAGCACAGAGUUUGGGAAAUUUGAAACAGAAAAGUAAUAAAAAGAAAUGGUCUUGAAUAUUAUGUAGAUGUAAGUUUUUAAUUUGUGUAAAUAAAAUAAUAUUAAAUAUUCGCUGAUAUUAUAUUUAUUUGAUAUGGAUUUUUAGUUUAAUCAUUGUUCG